AUGAGGACCCUCGCCCUCCUUGUUGCCAUUCUCCUGCUGACCCUCCCGGCCCAAGGGGAACCACUCAGAGAAAGUGCUGAUGAGGUUCCAGCCCAGGAGGACCCUGAGGCACAGGACCAGGAUGUGGCCAUCUCCUUUACAGAAGACGGAAUCUCAACUCGAGAGGUUUCAGGCCGUUCACGGGCAGCCAUCUGCUAUUGCAAAACUGGACCCUGUGAUUUCCCUGAGCAUCGUUCUGGGUCCUGUAGGAUCGCCGGCAGACGUCACAAGCUUUGCUGUCGCUGA
Choloepus didactylus (southern two-toed sloth) is the source of this 285-nucleotide messenger RNA. Its product is annotated as defensin-5-like. The record is from RefSeq and is a predicted model, not a curated record. Gene Ontology annotation, cellular component: extracellular region; extracellular matrix. Gene Ontology annotation, biological process: cellular response to lipopolysaccharide; antimicrobial humoral immune response mediated by antimicrobial peptide; disruption of plasma membrane integrity in another organism. NCBI's taxonomy places the organism in Eukaryota, Metazoa, Chordata, Mammalia, Pilosa, Megalonychidae. The coding region runs from base 1 to 285 and encodes 94 amino acids. The transcript is spliced from 2 exons.